This is a messenger RNA of Bactrocera oleae (olive fruit fly), 287 nucleotides long. NCBI's taxonomy places the organism in Eukaryota, Metazoa, Arthropoda, Insecta, Diptera, Tephritidae. The record is from RefSeq and is a predicted model, not a curated record.
UUGGUGUAUUAAAUAAGUAUAUAGAAAAUGUCUGGGCGUGGUAAAGGAGGUAAAGUGAAGGGAAAAGCAAAGUCGCGUUCAAAUCGUGCUGGUCUUCAAUUUCCCGUCGGACGUAUACACCGUUUGUUGCGCAAAGGCAAUUAUGCCGAACGUGUUGGUGCUGGUGCUCCCGUAUAUUUAGCUGCUGUUAUGGAAUAUUUGGCUGCUGAAGUUCUUGAAUUGGCUGGUAAUGCUGCCCGUGAUAACAAAAAAGACUAGAAUAAUUCCACGUCAUUUACAAUUGGCCA